Molecule: messenger RNA, 510 nt
Organism: Zasmidium cellare ATCC 36951
Lineage: Eukaryota; Fungi; Ascomycota; Dothideomycetes; Mycosphaerellales; Mycosphaerellaceae
Exons: 2
Coding region: 1-510 (169 amino acids)
Biological process (GO): regulation of transcription by RNA polymerase II
Cellular component (GO): mediator complex
Molecular function (GO): transcription coregulator activity
Source: RefSeq, a predicted model, not a curated record
AUGGCGGACCGAUUGACCCAGCUGCAGGACUUUGUAGACGACCUGCUCAGUCAGAUGUACGCAUCGCUGAACUACGUCUACAACAAACACCCCUACGGCGAGUUUCCAGACCAGCCCAGUCAGGCACCGCAAGCCUCACAGUCCGAGCCCACAGCAAACGGCGUUGCGCCUGCUGCGAAUGGAGACGGAGCGGCCUCUCAGCAAACACCGGCUGCAGGUCAAGCCAAUGCCCAAGAUGAUAGUCCUACAGCGCCAGACUCGGCAGACAAGUUCAACGCCGCGAUGCAUGAGAUGGCCCAAGAGUUGGUGUUGAAGGAGCAGCAGAUCGAGAUUGUCAUCAAGUCGCUGCCUGGUAUUGGAGUGAACGAGGCGGAUCAGGAGAAGAGGAUGCGCGAAUUGGAAGUUGAGUUACGGCAGAUGGAAGAAGAGCGCGCAAAGAAGGAGAGUGAGAAGCAGGCGAUGGUAGAUCUGCUGGGAGACAUGAUCAGCAAAGUCAAGAGGGUGCCGUGA